Messenger RNA from Zeugodacus cucurbitae (melon fly), 950 nucleotides. RefSeq names its product S-phase kinase-associated protein 1. Gene Ontology annotation, molecular function: cullin family protein binding. The record is from RefSeq and is a predicted model, not a curated record. The transcript has 2 exons. Gene Ontology annotation, biological process: SCF-dependent proteasomal ubiquitin-dependent protein catabolic process. NCBI's taxonomy places the organism in Eukaryota, Metazoa, Arthropoda, Insecta, Diptera, Tephritidae. Gene Ontology annotation, cellular component: nucleus; cytoplasm. Bases 272 to 757 code for a protein of 161 amino acids.
UGCGCCUUUGUCAUUUGUCAUUCGUGAAAUUAUUUUGAGCAGUGCAAGAAGGUCCAUUAAAUUCUUUUGUGAGAUUUACAGGACUGUUGCAAUUCAUUUAAAACCAAACUUUUGGAAAUAAUUAUAGCACAUACAGCGUUUAGCGUGAACACAGCAUCUAAAAGUUAUCACAAAUUGCAAAAAAAGGUGCGUUUCGGUGGCUGAAAACAUAGCGGGCUAGAAUAGCAGUCGAAUUUUUCUAAAUAUACCAUAAACAAAAUAGAAUAUCAAGAUGCCUAUUACCUUGCAAUCAUCCGACAAUGAGAACUUUGAAACCGACGUGCAAAUCGCAAAAUGCUCCGGUACAAUAAAAACAAUGUUGGAGGAUUGCGGCAUGGAUGAUAGUGAAAAUGCUACUGUUCCAUUACCUAAUGUCAAUUCUGCCAUACUGCGUAAAGUACUUACAUGGGCUACGUAUCACAAAGACGAUCCACAACCAACCGAAGAUGACGAGAACAAAGAAAAACGCACCGAUGAUAUCUCCUCCUGGGAUGCAGACUUUUUGAAAGUCGAUCAGGGCACACUAUUUGAGUUAAUUUUAGCCGCAAAUUAUUUGGAUAUUAAAGGACUGUUAGAUGUAACCUGUAAAACUGUGGCCAAUAUGAUCAAAGGUAAAACACCCGAAGAGAUCCGCAAAACAUUCAAUAUCAAAAAUGAUUUUACACCAGCCGAGGAGGAACAAGUGCGUAAGGAGAACGAGUGGUGUGAAGAAAAAUAAAGUAACAUAUACAGAUCACAAUAGCCCUUAUAAUUACUUAUGUAUAAACGAAAAAUAUUACUAUAAAAAAGAUGUCAGUAUGUAAUUUUAAUCAAAAUUAGAUGGCUUAAAUUGACACUGCUGAGGUUCUAUAAAAUCUCUUAAUAUAUAUAAACAAUAUUUCGCAAUAAAUGUAAUUGAUUUUCCCUAAAAA